This is a messenger RNA of Leptinotarsa decemlineata (Colorado potato beetle), 1468 nucleotides long. RefSeq names its product CUGBP Elav-like family member 1. Gene Ontology annotation, cellular component: ribonucleoprotein complex. Gene Ontology annotation, molecular function: RNA binding. Lineage: Eukaryota; Metazoa; Arthropoda; Insecta; Coleoptera; Chrysomelidae. The record is from RefSeq and is a predicted model, not a curated record.
AACGAAAGCUGUUCGUUGGAAUGCUCAGCAAAAAACUGUGCGAGAAUGACGUGCGUUCUCUGUUCAGCAGUUACGGGACAAUCGAGGAGUGUACCGUUCUUAGGGACCCAACCGGAAAUUCUCGCGGCUGCGCAUUCGUAACUUUUGCCUCCAAGCAGUCAGCCUUAAGUGCCAUCAAAGGUCUCCACCAAUCACAAACAAUGGAGGGAUGCUCUGCGCCCCUUGUAGUCAAAUUCGCCGACACACAAAAAGAGAAAGAACUGAAAAGACAGCAGCAAAUGCAGGCCAACGUAUGGAACGCUUUGGCCGCCCCGACGCUGGCUUCACCGCCGCAGCAGUACUCCCCCGUUAUGCCCAACGAGGCGACCUCCUUACAGCUCCUACAGGCGAUGGGCGGCGCGGGGCUACUGCAGCAGCAAUUCCUUUCCGGUACUGAGAGUUUGUUAGCGCCGAUAGGCGUGCAAAAUCUGGUAACCUUGGCGGCCAUGUCGCAACCAGCGACGGCCGCGACCACGCCGUUGUGCAUGGCCAACUUGUUAGGGAAAGGUGCGGGGGUUGAGAGGACACUAACCGCGAGUUUGCCGCCGGGUCUGUCAACGCCUGAUCUGUCGACAUACGGAUCGCUCAUCACCAGCGCGACCAUCAACGCGGCGGCCCUCGCGGCAGCGGGAAAACAGAUUGAGGGUCCGGAUGGUUGUAACCUGUUUAUCUACCACCUGCCCCAAGAAUUCACUGACACGGACCUGGCGUCGACUUUCCUACCUUUCGGUCCUGUUAUUUCUGCCAAGGUGUUCAUAGACAAACAGACGAACCUGUCCAAGUGUUUCGGGUUUGUGUCGUUUGAUAACGCCCAAUCCGCUCAACAAGCCAUAUCUGCGAUGAAUGGGUUCCAAAUCGGUACCAAAAGGCUGAAGGUCCAACUGAAACGGGCCAAAGAUGCUUCAAAACCCUACUAGCCAAAGAGACGAGCCAGUCAACCGAGUGAAAGGCCGGCCUAAGGAACGACGCUGACCGAAGGCUGGCCCGACAGGCCGGCCUUUCUCACCCAGCACCGUGCCAGUGCAGUGCAAAUCUCAGGAUCUAGCUGCUAUUUUUAUGAACUGUGAGAUAUUUUUACUAGUUAACUGCGGUUGGCAAACCGCUUGUAAAUUAUAUGAUGUAUAUGACGAAUGACGAGGAUGUUCGACUAAAUGUUUUUGUUUUUAUUUGGUAUUUAGUUUUUUUUGUCAUGUUGGUCGACAGGUUCUUUUUAUUUUUGUGUUCGUGGCGUUCGGCGCGUAGACAUACAUCCUCUGUUGUUUAGUUAAUCCUAGGCCAUAUGUAAAUGUUGAGUGAUUUAGUUAUGUUUUAUCUGGAGUCUACAGUUUAUUAUUAGUAUCCCUUUUAUUUAUAUACAUCUGAAGCAUGUAUUUGAAUUGUACCUUUAUUUUCUAUUGUUAUCGAUUAAAACCAAAGUACAGACCAAACA